CUCGCAGCCCGUGUCCCGAACUUCCUCACUUCUCGCAAUCACCCGCUACACACCGCUGCAAUGGCUUCCGCAGCGCAGAAGAAGCUCGUCGUGUGCGGCGGCAACGGAUUUCUGGGAUCCCGCAUCUGCCGCGCCGCCGUCGCCCGCGGCUGGGCCGUCACAUCAAUCUCACGCAGCGGCAUCCCGCACUGGCCCUCAAUAACAUCCUCCUCCACCCCGCCCCCCUGGUCCGAGAAAGUCACCUGGGCCAAAGGCGACAUCCUCUCGCCCACCACCUACACGUCGCACCUGACCUCGGCCACCGCCGUCGUCCACACCAUGGGCAUCCUGCUGGAAGCCGACUACAAAAACGUCCUCCGGGGCCGCGAAUCCCCGCUGUCGGGUCUGCGCCGCGCCUUCUCGCCCACCAAAGCGGGGACCCAGAACCCGCUGGACGUGAAGGAGGGCGAGACGCUGCGCCCGCAGGAAUCCGACGCCCAGCUCACGUACGAGGUCAUGAACCGCGACACGGCCGUCAGCCUCGCGCGCGAAGCGCACGCCCGCCAUGUGCCGUCGUUCGUGUACAUCUCUGCCGCCGCCGGCACGCCCAUCUUGCCUGCGCGCUACAUCAGCACGAAGCGCGAGGCUGAGAGUAUUAUAAGCAGCGAGUUUCCGACCAUGCGCAGUGUGUUCGUCCGUGCUCCAUUCUUGUACGACUCCAGCCGCACCUUUACGUUGCCGAUCGCGGCGGGUGGUAUGGUGGCGAGUAUCGUGAAUGGCGCGGUUGGGGGGCGACUGACUUGGUUGCUGGGAGCUGGGGGUGUGAAGCCGCUCAAGGCGGAUUUAGUAGGGGAGGCGGUUGUGGAGGCGCUGGAGGACGGGGAGGUGCAUGGGCCGGUGGAGGUGGCGGAGAUUGAGAGGCUGGGGACGAGGGCGUGGAGGAAGGGGAUGCUGUAGGCUUGAGGGGGUGUGAUGUAGCAGGGACGAUUACCAGUUUAGUUGCGUGCUAAGGUAGGCACUUCGUGCACGGACGGCGAGAAAUAGAUGUCUAAUCACGUUAAACUAGCAAGAGGUUUGUGGAGGCUGGUAGUCUUUGUGUUUUUCUUCGCAGGUGACGAAGCGAAUGCUUCAUAGAAUCAGAGGCUUGAGACUAGAACCUUCGCGUUUGAGAUGCUAUUCUCGGAGAGUCUGUCAGCACAGAUGAUGUAGGGAAUGCACAAUUGACAAAAUGCUCAGAUGC
This is a messenger RNA of Boeremia exigua, 1219 nucleotides long. RefSeq lists its product as uncharacterized. Bases 61 to 936 code for a protein of 291 amino acids. Gene Ontology annotation, molecular function: protein-containing complex binding. The transcript is spliced from 2 exons. Gene Ontology annotation, cellular component: mitochondrion. The record is from RefSeq and is a predicted model, not a curated record. NCBI's taxonomy places the organism in Eukaryota, Fungi, Ascomycota, Dothideomycetes, Pleosporales, Didymellaceae.